AUGAAAGGUUUAUUCCGGCACAAGACUAGUGCUGAUAUUACUGUGGCGGUGUUAUUGGCGUGGGUUGAUCGAUGGCAAAACUGUAGAAUUCACCACUCUGUUGUUGGUCUUCGGUCUUUCAUUUCACAGGGUGCAAUCAUAGAGGAUACCUUACUGAUGGGAGCAGAUUAUUACGAGACUGAGGCUGACAGAAAGUUUCUAGCUGAAAAGGGGAGUGUUCCAAUUGGUAUAAGAAAGAAUUCGUACAUCAAGAAAGCCAUUAUUGACAAUAAUGCUCGAAUUGGUGACGAUGUGAAGAUCAUUAACAACGACAAUGUGCAAGAAGCUGCAAAGGAAACGAAUGGAUAUUUCAUACAGAGUGGUAUUGUAAUGAUAGUAAAGGAUGCCUUGAUUCCUAGUGCAAUUUCAGAUCAUUAA
Hibiscus syriacus is the source of this 417-nucleotide messenger RNA. Its product is annotated as glucose-1-phosphate adenylyltransferase small subunit-like. Lineage: Eukaryota; Viridiplantae; Streptophyta; Magnoliopsida; Malvales; Malvaceae. The record is from RefSeq and is a predicted model, not a curated record. The transcript is spliced from 4 exons. Gene Ontology annotation, molecular function: glucose-1-phosphate adenylyltransferase activity. The coding region runs from base 1 to 417 and encodes 138 amino acids. Gene Ontology annotation, biological process: glycogen biosynthetic process.